This is a messenger RNA of Linum trigynum, 2027 nucleotides long. The record is from the annotation of a GenBank genome assembly. NCBI's taxonomy places the organism in Eukaryota, Viridiplantae, Streptophyta, Magnoliopsida, Malpighiales, Linaceae.
UUAAGUAAUUACAUAACAGAAAUUACGAAAAUCUAAUCUUUCUAUCUUUUUCUCUUCUAUGGUUGCUGCCGCAUUUUUGGUUAUUUUUCCUUCCUAAUAUUUAGGAAUGACAAAUGGUUAUCCGGUUGUCGGUUUAACUAGUAACCGUACCGAUAACCAUCGGUUACCGGUAAAACAGAUAACUGGUGGUGUCGGUUGUCGGCAGCGUUUGAGAGGGUUUCGGUAUACCGACUCCAAUACCGGUAAAAACCGAUAGAUAUCUGGUCAAACCGAUACCGUCUGGGAGGGUAAAACUCCGACGUUUUCUUUCUGCAAUGUCCCAACCCCAAAUUCUGCCACUUGAGUCUCCUCCAGUCCAACCUGUCUUCCUCGUCGCCAUUCCAAAAUCGAAUUCCAUUCGCCCAUCGAUAGAACAGAGACGAUGAUGACUUCGACUCCAAUUCAUCCUGCCCCUUUCCUCGCUGACUCUGAUUCCGCCGUGGGUAUCCCAUCUCCGCGUCUCUACCUAUGCUUCUCCGCCUCCACUGUCCGUCGCUCUGUGACUCCGCCUCCGACCUCCCCUGUCCUUUCCUCCUCUUCCCAAUCAUCGGCGACGCGGAGCCCUCUCUUCCCUCAGUCAUCUCCUACACCCGCCGCUGUCGUGGAGCUCCAGCAAGACCGAUCGAGCUCCAUAAGUAAGGAACUAAAGAUCGAUUCCCUUGCCCAGUUGCCAUGUUCCUCUCCUCCUCCUCCUCCUUCUCCUCCUCCUCCUCAGAAGGUAGAAUCUCCAAUUGCUUCUCUACCUGACCAGUUAUCCUUCGUUGAUGAGAGCAGAGGCAGCGCAGGCAGCCGAGUCCUUGAGCUCAAGCAAGAGCAAAGGCCGAACUCCAAAGCAGGCAUCCAAACAGGAGCAACCAGCAGCAGCAAAGCAGGCUAAUUAGCGAUUAUAUUUUCUAAUAAAAAAUGUAUGUAUAUGAUAUGAGAAAUAUUGAUUGAAUUGGUGAUAAUUGAUAAUGACAGUAUGUGUGUAUGAGUUUCAAUUGAUGAGAAUUGAUUGAAUUGGUUGUUUGGGAUAUUUAUGUGUUCAUUUUGUUGUACUUUUGUUGGACAAAACCUUCUUGCAUUCGUGGAGGAGGUAAUAAGAAGGUGGUUCACUACCUCCUCGAAGCUCUUCAAAAAAAAAAGGGAAGACUUCAACUAGUACACCUUCCACUACGCCAAAUCCACCUCCAUCUGCAAAUAAUCCGGCCCCUACUACUGAUGGUGGUGGUGAGGUACCUGGUGUGAAAAAGAAAUUGUAAAGGAGAAGGGGAGGAAGAGGACAUCUAAGUGGUGGAUUCCCUAUAAUCGUGUGCUUGUGGAUGGCUACCCAUACGAAAAAUGCAAACAAUGUGGGACGCAUAUCAAAGCUCAUUCAAGUCUCAAUGGGACUACUGGUUUGAAAAACCAUCACCUAGCAUGCGAGAGGAGGUCGAAGGAAGCUAGUUGUCAAUCAGUAUUGAACUAUCAACCUGGAAGUGGGGUUGGUGAGGUAGGCUCUCUUACUCCAUGGAAGUUUGUCAGAACAAAGCUAGAAAUACAUUAGCUAUGAUGAUCAUCUUGGAUGAGCUACCGUUCAGAUUUGUUGAGCGUGAAGGAUUUAAGAUAUUUCUGGCCACAACUCAGCCUUUGUUUGUCAGACCUAGAAGGCAAACAAUAAGAUCAUAUUGUUAUGUCAUUUUUUUGAAGAAGAAGCAGAUGUUGCUUGAGUUUUUCAACUCAAAGUGCAAAGGAAGGUUUUCGAGCACUACAAAUACAUGGACUUCUGAUAACGUACAAUUAGAAUUAUAUGUGUGUGACUGUACAUUUUAUUGGAGAUGAUUGGAAGUUGCAGAAGAAGAUAAUUUUCUUUGUUCCCAUUACUAGUCACGCAGGAAAGGACAUUGCAGAAAGUUUGGCAGCAUGUUUACAAGAAUGGAAAGUGAAGAAUCUGUUUUGUAUGACAAUGGAUAAUGUCACUUCUAAUGAUGUUUUAGUUGAGUGCAUGAGAACAAAACUGAAAGGGUGGG